CAAACAUCAAAUAAUUGUUUUUUCAGUAUAGGAUCUACAGUGAAGCUGCUAGUUGCCCUGGCCAUUCUAUUCACAUUUGGACUACAAAUGACAGCCGUUAUGGAGGUUGUAUGGUUCUCAGCCGAGAAAAAAUUCACCCCGCCUAAUCGAGACAUUGCAUAUUAUGUUAUCCGAGGAAUUCUUGUGGUUAUCACAGUUUUGUGUGCAGUAGCAGUCCCACAACUGGGUCCUGUGAUUUCUCUGGUUGGCGCAGUUGGCUUCUCAACUUUAGGUUUGUUCAUACCUGCUGCAGUGGAUUUAAUUUGUGCUAGUGACAGAGGAAUCAAUUGGAAAAGUUUCUCUGUUUGGAAAAAUUUAUUGAUGAUGGCGCUUUCCAUUUUUGCUCUCAUUACUGGAUCUUUCACAAGUAUGAGAACAAUAAUUACUCAGUACACGUGACAUAAUAAUGGGCUAAUUGUGAUACAGGUAGGCUACUGAAAUAAAAUUUUGUCUAGUA
Nilaparvata lugens (brown planthopper) is the source of this 496-nucleotide messenger RNA. Its product is annotated as proton-coupled amino acid transporter-like protein pathetic. Bases 88 to 438 code for a protein of 116 amino acids. Lineage: Eukaryota; Metazoa; Arthropoda; Insecta; Hemiptera; Delphacidae. The transcript is spliced from 2 exons. The record is from RefSeq and is a predicted model, not a curated record.